This is a messenger RNA of Dovyalis caffra, 597 nucleotides long. Lineage: Eukaryota; Viridiplantae; Streptophyta; Magnoliopsida; Malpighiales; Salicaceae. The record is from the annotation of a GenBank genome assembly.
AUGCCGGGGCGCAAGAAAACGUGUUGGACUGGAGACUGGCUGGAUCCAGCCUUACUCGGGGAGAUUUGUCACUGCAACCAUUACAAUUGGGUGGGCAAAGAAGCCGAUCAAGAGGUUGAGGUGGGAUUUUAUAAUGGAGGCUGCGCUCAGAUUACCCUAAGCAUGCCUCGACAUUUUAUCCUUACAAAGAUUGCACUAUGGGCAACAGUGUUUACACCCAUGACCAAAUACGCCCUUGAAUUUGCACCAUUCGCCAUCCAACUAGAACGCAACCUUCCUGAUUCUAUUAGUUCCAGGACCAAAACAAUCAUAGGAGGCGCUGUGGGUUCAAUUCUGCUACUGAUAAUACUAGCUCUAGCACUCUCCGUUCCAUAUUUUGAGCAUGUCCUCAGCCUUACUGGCUCCCUUGUGAGUGUCAGUAUUUGCAUGCUUUUCCCCUGUGCCUUCUAUAUCAAGCUUUCAUGGGCUCAAAUAUCUAAGCCUGUUCUCAUCCUAAAUGUGAUCCUUCUUGCAUUUGGGUUACUUCUUGGGGUCGUUGGGAGCAUAUCCUCAUCAAAGUUGCUCGUUACAAGUCUAAAAAGAGCUCGCUCUAGCUGA